GCAAGUGGACUUCCUCAGUGAGGGGCUUCUUAAUUCCCCCUAUAUCCCCUCCCCCACCAACCGGGUUCUACAUACAAUGCUUAUAGACAUUCUGGGUUUUUUUCUCACAGAAAAUCCUAAGAAAGGCAACGUAAACUAUUCAAUGUAAGCUCGUCUCAUAGCAUGCUACUUUGGUUGCUGGUUCUCAACACUGGGCCUAUAUAAGACGGUAUUAUUUAAGUAACUAUGUACAUCCAAACUAAGUUUUGCUGAGCACAUUAUAUUGUAAAUUUUUUUUUUAUAUAUUGCUUAAAUUAGGAUAAACAUUACUAACAUAAAGGUCUAUUUAAGUAUAAUAUAGAAAUGUCAAUGCGAAAAAAGUGACUUGAGUCAAUUGCGGCUUAAGGCCCUUUUCGUGAUUUCAUUCACGUAGACUGCCAGUUCUUUGAUUAAAUGUUGAUGUGCUAUACAGUUUUGUCAGUGGGAAUGGCAUUAUUGAUUAUUUAUCAUUUUUCGAAUACGCAAUUUUCUACUUCAAUAUUAAUGCAGAAGAUCGUAACUUACGUUUUUUUUUUCUUAAGACAUGUAACCGGUGGUUUGAAUGCUAGCAAUACUAGCAGCCGGUAUGACGUACUUCAUUGGUGUGGUUUCUCCGGCACGUUACACGAUUUUCCCAGCUAUUGUAACGUGUCCCGCUUUUUCACACCAAUUUGGUUUUUCAUUUAUUAUUUUAUUAAACUUUAUCAAAAUUAAACAGGACUCCAUCUAUGGUUGAGACUUUGGCGACAGUGAUGGAGCUUUUAAACAAUCAUCAACCGCUAGGCUUAUGCUAUUCAUAUAUUGUUGAAUUCAUGAAUUGUUGUGUGAUCGGAGCUGUGAUAAGUAUAAUAAUGAAUAUCGGUUUCAUCAUUAUCAUUUACAUUGUGUCAAACUUUGCGCCAGUUGGAUUUAUUGGCUAAUAUUUUUAAUUUUGUAGAUACAGUUGUUAAAGUCAGGGACGUAAGAAAAAUUCAAUUUGGGGCAAGGUCGAGUGUGGUGUCUCUCACUACAACUCAUUCUUCACCAAGACCCUCCUGCAUUAAUUACUUCUUUAAAAUCUCAUUGGUUCUAAAUGAAUAGGCCUACAUGUUGUUUGGUAUAGUAAGAGUUUAAUGGAUUUAAUUUACUGAAACAUUUUUUUUUUUUCACGGAAGGGAACCAGAUUUUAUACUAGUGCUAAUCUGAAUGUAAUUGUUUGAAAUAUCAAUUCGUAAAAUAUAAUUUGUGUCAUUGCAAAUUACAUUACCUACAGUGAUAGAAAAAAACUACGUCAAAAAAAAAAUAUAAAAAAAACCAAGGCCUCAAGGUAUCUCCCCUAGAGAAAAGUUGAAAACUCUUUUGCUGUAAAUGUGACAAAUAAAGAACAUUUUCCACAUAAUAAGUAAGGUUAUUUCGGCUUGAAAUUGUUUCAAAGUUAAUCUCUUACACUGCAACAGUCGCAUUCCGAGCAAGAUAAGUAUCCAUCUGUGCGAUUCUCAUUGUUACUGUUGAUUUUAUAUUAAGAUACGUACACAACUAUGAAAGGUUUUUGUAAAAUCCAGUAUAUUUUUUCUUCAGAACGAGACAGCUUCAUCUGUCUGGCCCUGACUUCUAGCAUUGAAGCCUUAUGUUUGCGUUACACUUUGACAUGCAUGUUUUAAGAAUUUACCGUGCUGUUAAUGAAACACUUUGUAGCACACUUUGUAUGCACUAUGUUAAGCUUCAUGCAUUGUGUCUUACAGUAAGAUACUCCAAAAUUGAAUUCAGGUAGUUCAUGCACUCAAUCAUUGACUAAGCUGAUGUUUCUGUUCUCCUAAACUAACUUCUCGCUCGCAUGGUGAUACAAAACCCAAAGACAGGGACGAUUUUGAUGACAAUGUUUCAACUAGUGAUGGGUUGGUAUCAAAAUACGAAAACCAGAGUACUUCAUCUUCAUGCAAUAAGUUACGAAAAACCAUUUCAGCGUUUUAUAGUUUUCGCCGUUUCCACUACGUACAUAUUUUGUUGCGCAAAUUUUUGAGUAGUUUUAAUACCUACCUAUUCAAACAUUGUAAUAAAUCUUUGCAAUCACUCGCGAACAUCCUUAACUGAAGCACACUAAAAAUAAAAUUAAGUGUCUGUAUAAUGCUGGAGUAUCGAAAGCGGUACUGUAUAAUAUUAUAUUUUAAUGACAUUUUAGUUUUCACCACUUUGUAAUCUGAUUAAUCUUUGAUGAAAUAAAAAUUCCAUUUAAUCCGUAUGGGAAAUAAUUUUAAAAAAAAAGUGUUACAUUCCCAAGUAGGUCGUAGCUCGAUGGUACUUCACUCGUAUUUAAUUUAUGGACUGACAAAUUUUUCAUAUUUAUUGAUCUCGUGUAUGCUCUGAAUUUAAAUAACACAAUAUGUUGGUUAAUAGUUAUGCAGGCUAAAAUUUGUAUAAUCAAAGUUAGUUUGGCAACCAGGCCUGUUUGCAUGGCAGUGCCACUAAAGUGAAUGUAACGUAAUAGUAUUUUUUUUUUUUUUGUAAAACAAAGCUUCAACAGUUUUUUUUUUCUUCAAUUCAUUAAUUUUCUUAGAAGUUAAUAUAUUAUGCUGUACCAUGUAUUAUUGUGUAUUUUAACAAAACAAGUAAACUAAGUGAAGAAGUAUUAUGUGUUAUCAUUUAAUAUUGCAUUUGUAUGAUAAAAUUUUCAGGAAACGACAAGUUCCUUAAAAUACAAUUUUUUUGGAGGGUCGAUGUUGGCACGCCUUGGCAAGCAUAUCGAGUCUCGCCAAGGCAUAGUCAUCAAAAACGAAAGAAACAGUAACAGGCUUAUAGUUAUGGAGUUAGGAUUUGUUAGGAGAUGGCAUGCAGUGACAACUGAAGUAAUUUUUUUUACCUCAUCAUUGUCAUAUUGUUCCGCCCAAAACAUUGCACAAAUGUUGCAUUUGAAUCUCCUUAGUUAUAUAUUUUUUUUAUAAAUGUGACUGUCUAUGUCAUUUAAAAUAGUUUCCACAAUGCAAGCACUUCACUUCAGCCGUUUUAGGCGUUUAAGCCUAACCAAUAUGGCGCAACAAUUAGCAGAAGAAAAAAAAAUGCUUUCACUCAGUUGCCAUCAAAUAGACUUGGCUACCCUCUGUUUAAACGAAAGACAUUCUGAAAGUAAGUUUUGUCUUUGUUUUUUUUUUUUUGAAAGAGCAGAUGAUACGCUAGGUGAAACAAGCAAUCGCCUUAAGAAUCCGCACCCAUUGCUGGUUCAAUGACGUAAGUAGCGUCAACGGAGGAGGAAUGGCGCACGCGCAGAGCGCCGAAGAAAAGACAGUAUAGCAGACACUGACAACGUAGUCGCCAAACGCGGGACUGGCGUGUCACUUCAAAAACAAUGCUUAGGUGGAGCAGGCUGUGUGACAAUUCCUUGCAUCGCAGGGCACCAAGUUUUACCAGAGUGGUUUCUUCAAACUGAUUGCACGCUAAGAAUAAUGUCUUAAUGCCGGUGGCGACUAUGUCUGAAAAAAGUGAAAGGUGAUGCCAUGGUGCAUUUUGUUUGGCAAUAAAGUUUCUGUGUGAAAGAGUUGCAUAACUUACUUUUGGAACGUCCUUCGUAGUAUAAUCAUCACAAUAACACAAAUAUUUUUACGUUACGUCUUUGUUUGCGUUGUCUGUACCUACCGCAACUCCUGCACCCAAGGUGUAGCAUGUGUACAGCGAAAGAAAUAGCAAGUAUGCAGGGCGUAUUAAUUCUCACCCGCACGCACAUGUGCCAGUGAAAUAAAUUGUUAAAAAAAAUAACAAUUUUUAAGUCAUCAUUUAUUUUAGAAAAAUAUUUUAAUUUUAUAUGACAAAACAUAUACAAUUUUUCAGUAAAACAUUUGCGUUAUUUACCAUUUUUUAUAUUUUAAUUUAUUAAAACUAUACAACUUUAAUUCUAAACAUAAUUUAAAGUAUAUGAAUAUUUUUGAGGGGUUAAGCGUUCUAAGAAAUUUAAUGUUUCACUUAGUUUGUUUCUUACAAGUAAGCCCUCUCAAACCCACAAAAUUGUGUGCUAUGUGGGGUAACGGUCAAUAAAUUCAAACUUAUAAUUGUACAUUGUAUUACUUUAAAUUUCAUGAGCUUACAUCGAGCUGAAUCAAAUGGGUGUAUCUUAUUUUCACUGUAAAUUUCAGAAAAAUUGAUAUGUUUAAGAAUGAUAUUUUUUUGUUAUUUCAUUGUAGUAUAAUAGUACAAAUUUGCCUAAAUGAAUGUCCAUAAGACAUUUCCAUUUGCAAUGCCUGCUUGAAGCAAUGUGCAGCACUAACUCAAGUGUAAUGUAUUUAUUGUAUGUAUUGUGAAUCACCUACAUCAUGUUUCAUAACUGUUACAUGGAAAGGAAAACAAACAUACGGAUUCUGCACCGGUGGAGCCACAGUCAAGGACUCUUUAAAGAGAAUAAAAAACAAUCUCUCAAUGUUCAGAGCAGUGCCAUGGUUGUUCAUGCUCGGCACAAAUGAUAUAUUGGUAGGGCCAUGCAAUUUUCGCGAUCGCGAAAAAACUACGAAAAACGAGAAAUAUUCAUGAAAUCUGAUUUUCCCACGAAAUUUCCUUGUUUUGACAAUUCACGAUAAAACACGCGAAAUACGCAAAAAAAUUUUACUAACUCCUUUGUUCAACACAACAGAGACAGUGCCAACUUGUACCACCUUACUACGAAAAUAAUAUGCAAUAUGCAAUACGUUUUAUAACUGCAAACACGGCAAGAAAUUUCAACAAUCCUUAAAAAUCUGACGUGAGUAGAGUAUUAAACUUGUAUUCUCAUAAAUUCAUGCGGUAAGGGAAGUGGAUUGGAAAACAAACGGUAUUUUUUUUCCCCGUAGCAACGUUACCAAUUUAUAAUAUAUUUUUUCUAACCUCAGAUAACUUGUCGUAUAUAUAGAGCUGUUGGAAAAAAAUUAAAUAGAACCAUCUGUCGAAACGAUUGUGGUAAUAUAUUUUAUUAAUAAAGUCACGCGCCAUCUUCUUUGUUGAUACUGCAAAUUAGACCAAAGAGUCACCGACUCUUUCUAUGCAUAGAUGUGUCUAUCCAGAUGUAGAAAGCCGCUCACCCGAACAGUUCCGAAGUUUUCCAAUCGCAAGUAAAUAGCACCAUAAUUAAAGGAUUAAAAUAUUUUUAUUUUACAGUCAUUAAGUAUUUUAAAUAACGCCAACCUAACCUAAGAUAACGUUUAACUUCGGAAGAUUUCAGGUUGUGCUUGUGGUUUCUAUUUGAACUGUAAGUUAUCCAUCCAAUACAGCACAAUGUUUUUAAAAGUCAAUAUCGCCACUAUUCCAAAAUGGCACCGUUCUGGAAAUGUUCAGUAUUCACAAUGAAUGCAACACAUUAGGUCCUGAAAUUCAAAAAAAAAUAAUUUCUUGGAAGUAAUUAAUUGUUGGUUAGUUCAACAUGCCAAAAUUUUUAACUUUGCAUGAACGUGUAAAGGAAUUUAAAUAGAUGGCUUUUUUUAUUUUUGAUGAAGGAAGUAAAAUUAUGAUGAGCAAGUAUUGUGACAGUCGUGUGGAGUGGCUACGAAAAGACUUGAUUCUUGUAACUGCAGUCUGAUACUUCAAGCCAACCAUUUCAAGCAUACUAGGGACAUUGUUGUACAUUUUAAAUAAAUUAUCAGUAUAAAUAUACCUAUUUAUGUAUAUAUUUUUAAAAUUUAUUGCAAGGAGAGGACUCCAGAGACAGAACAAGGAUUUGGUUUUGAAAUGUCCAAGCGAGUGGAUACGUCACCACGUGAUUCACCACAUAAAAAUGAAACAAUUCAGGGCCCAAAUCAGUAUCCUAAACAGCAAAAUGUACGUAGUAACUAUCAUUCCAAGAACAGAAACUAAAAGUCUUUGCAAGAAGAACGGGAAGAAGAAGCCUACCAGAUACUGAAGUCUUCAGUGGCAAGAGACGAGUUCUCAGUAUAUGGUGAAUAUGUCGCCAACGAAUUGCGAAAAUUGUCGCCUAGAGUACAAAUAGUUACAAAACACAAAAUAAGUAAUGUUUUAUUUGAAGCUGCUUGUGGUAACUUUGAUAUUGUGUUCAACAAGAAUUCUGAAGAGUCACACCAUUCAUUAGCAACGAAUACUUCAUAUUUAUUUCCUGUGGAAUCGCAACGUUCACCACUACAUUUUUCAAUCACACCUGGGCAGCCUAUGACACAUUCCAUGGACACAGUGCCAUCCGACUUUGAGGAGGAAACACAGCAAUCACAUCAUCAAGUAGACAGUGAUAUCAAAUACCAGCAAAACGUACUCGUCUCUGGCAUUGAACAUUAAUAAUCUAUAGAUGGAAGUCAAAUUUAGUGCAUUAUUACAUUUUGGUUUAUUACGACAGUUUUGUUUUAUGUUUAUUCAAAUUAUGUUAACAUUUCAACUUUGCUUUUCUUUAUGCCAUUAUAAAAUUCCUCCAUUUUUGUUAAUGAAAAUCUGAGUAUGAACAAUUAUUUGUCAAAUGUAGUGCAUACAAAUAAAUCACAUUGUUAUACAUAUUGAAUAUAUAUUGUGGUAUAGUAUUCAUUUAUUACUUACCUUUACGACGUCUUUCGACGCAUCAAUCACAGCCUUCCAAACCUCCGGAAUUAUACGUGAUAUGCUGAGCUCAGAAAUUCUGAACAAGUACAUCAGAGAAACAUAGCUGUCACCAGUAGCCAAAAAUCGUAGGGUAACUAACAAUCUAACCUUUGCUGGUAGAGUUUCGCGGAAAUUUGUGUCACACUUUUCAAUUGUUGGUCCGACCUUUCCUAGCAACAAAUCAAAAUCAUCCCUGCUCAUUCGUGUAAAAUUCCUAAAAUGUGCCUCAUCGUCUGCCAAUAACUUGUCGAAAAAUGCACUCUGAUCUUCAUUUGCAGCAACAAAUAACGCUCGCCUCCACCACUUGGGUUGUUUUAUUCUACGACCACGCUGAAUGACAAGGUAUGCCGCCGCUGCAAUUGUUUGCAAAGACAUCUUUCUGACUGAAACUGUUGCUUUGAUGAAAUUAACUAUGGCAUACUACACGUGGCAACACAUGUCGCAUAUCACAUGUCCUUUCGCUCGGCAACAAAGACGCAUGCAGUACAGAGCAACAUAAGUUGCCGGCCGCAUGCUACAUGUUGCUGAACUGUUGCCUCAGUGGAAUCCAGCCUUUAGGCCGUGCUGGAAGCAAACAUGAAGCAUGCAGCCGAGACGUGUUUUACGUUCAGGUUAAAUUAAAGAGAGAGUUUGUGAUUUUCCUAUUUAAACGUAAUGUUUCCAUAAUGGGGAAGAAGAGACCUUGUUGUGUGCCUGAAUGUAGGGACAAAGUUUCGGUGCGACAUCGUUUUCCACGUGGCAAUGAAGUUUAUAAUUGUUGGUUAGAGAGGAUUAAUUAUCCGACACUAGCUUACCUAGAGAAGAUGAAAGUGUACGACACGUAUCUUGUUUAUGACCAGCAUUUCAACGAUGUAUGUAAGAAUGAUGGAUCAAAGUGCCUCAAGAAUCACGUCAUAUUCCAGGUAAUUGAAAUGAAUGUCAGUGUGUAAGCUAAAAAAUUAUAUAAUUAAAACAUCUGUAACAAGGUAAAUAUUAAAAUGUAAAAUAUUUGCUUUUGGCAUUGCAUUUAAAAGAUUUGUAGCUGUACUUUUUUAUUUUCAUAUGUUUACCCUUCUUGUCAAAAAUAAAAACAUUGUAGAAGAAUAUUAUUUUUUUGAAACAAACAAGGGUAGUUCAGUGGUAAAACACAGGACUCUCAUUAAAGAGGACCCAACAAUACCUAAUUGUUUCUAAUCUUUUACCAAAACUGUAAGUAAAUAUCAGGAGUGGAGGGUCUUCAAUGCUUACCACAAGCUUAGGCAAAGUUUGCCCACAAUUUCCCUAAAAUUUGUUUGUCUAAAUAACAUGCAAAAUCAUUAAAUAAUAAUCUUCAAUAUGAUGUAAACGAAAAAUGUAAUUCCUGAAUGUAUGAAUGUUCCUGGUCAUGCCCACCGAGGAUGAUGACACAACAGAAUCCCUGCAAGCCCACUAACUGCUCUGCACACGAAGGGCUUUAACUCCACGUUGCCGCUGAGGUGCAGCAUCGAGCACUUGAGUGGAGCCACGACUGGCGGUAACAACAGGAACUGCAAAACAAUCAACUAAUUUUCAAUGUUCCAUUUGGAAACUUUCUUACCCAACACAUUAAGAGUAUUUCAAUCAUGAAACCCUUUUUUACCAACUGAUUCCCAAUGUUUCUUGCAUAAUAGUUGAAUUCACAGUUUCCUACCUGUUUUCACCACACCUGUAUACCUAAAUGUUUUUAAACAAAUAUAUUUUCUAUUACUUUUCUUUCUUAAGAUAUAAACCAUUUUAACUAAACAAAAGUAAAAUGAAAUAAGAUCCUGCAAUACAAUCCUUUAACAAACUGAAACAAAAUGAAACUUGAGACAACAUAAAUAUGUUUGCACAAUAAUACCUUUAACAAAACAUUACCUAUUUCAUCAAGUUAUAAUACAAAAUAAUCGAAAAGCAAAAAUAUAAACAAAUGUACCUCUUUACUCAGACAUUUGUAGAAGGCUGCAUUAUUAGAAGGUUCAUGUAAAAUUUCUUCAUUUAAUUGACAUUUGUUUACAAGUUGGAAACAAAAUGCCAGGGCCUGUAGGUAUGUGAAGGAUUAAAGAAACUGCAAUGGAAUGGCUUAGCAACAAAUGAAGAUAUAAUUUUACCAACAAUGUUGUUCCAUUAAUGUUUGAAGAACCACCAAAUCUUCAAAAAUUAUAUCUGAGGCCUUACCAAGUCAACAGUUUGCCAAAUUUUCCUAUGCAUAUAUCACAGCUGCACUCAACAUACAAGACAGAAACAUUUCCUGUAGGGGCAGACAAUCCCUUAAACAAGCUACAGUUUAGAAAACUAGUUACUUUCCCGGUGUUAUAACUCCCUGUGGUCAGCAACACCAUGCACAGCAGAGGUUAACAGCAUGCCAUCAGCACAAACAACUUUAUUUGAAUGGAAUCUAUAGUCCACAACUUCUGCACUCAAGUAGUAAAUUUAUUUUAAUAUCAAUAUAACACAGUCAAAAUCUAAACUCCACAAAGUAUUUAACGUUAAAGUAGACACUUUCAAAUCCCUCAAAGAUGUUUUACAUUUUUAAACUAUCAAUUCAAUAUCAUGUACAUUUGGUAUAAAUGUGAAUACAUAAGUUUUAUCACUGUACACAAACGUGUACUUGAAGAAAUUAAUAUUUUCUUUUAAACUUACGUAUGAACCCUAUUGCAGGAAUUAAUAACAGGGCGCCAAAGGUAUUCUACAUGUGACAAUAAAAUAAUACUCUCAAUAAUUAUUUUUAUUGAAUUAAACAUAGCAUGAAAAUCCUCGAGUCAUGGAAUCAACAAAACCAACAAAUAUUAAAUAACUAAAUGAGUCCAGAUUAUGGGAUUUCAUAGACAACCUGACUCUUAAACAAAAUAAAUAAAAAGUAUUAAGUUCCUGAAAGUGUUCACAACUUAAAAAGUUUUGGGGUUUGCUCCGGCUUGCUCGAGCAUGAAAUUCCUAUCUUCUGGACCUCUGAACUUGUGUGUGAAUAAAUUGUGGAUCGUACAUAAAUUGCCGAUAUUUACAGAAAAUAAAUGGUCACGUAAUUUGAUAUUAUUUUAUAGAUUGUCCUAAUACUGUUCAAUUAAGUUGACGGUAAAAAUUACGUUAGCGUCCCAAUACAAAGAUGAUGCAGGCCAUACCUUAACUCUGGACGAUUAAGAUCGUUCAGAAAAUACGUCGUAACUCACGUAAAUUGAAUGCAAGCCCUCUGCAUUCAAUGUCAGGGCGUCGCUGAAUAUUGCCCUGUAUGCAGACGUAAUUUUCACAGUAAUAACGCCGAAAAUAGCCUCGCCACGUAUAAAUAUUCCCCGAGGGAAUAAACUUCACCACGCACCAAAUGGCGUCAUUUUCCACUCUUUCUUCUUCUCUCUUGCCUAAAUUAAAUUGUUACUUGAAAUGGGCCAAUUACGGCCGCGACACGUUAGCGUCCUUUUUAACUAGGCCAAUAAAAUGUCACUAUUACACAAGCAUAGGCUCGUCGAAGCUGUUCCAAAAGCCGCGCAAUUAUUUAUAUCAGCAGUUGUCAUGACGACGCAGCACGAGCUGCGCAUGCCGCCAUGCGAGAAACAAAACAAAACACUGCCGAAAGUCCGGGAAGCGGAAUUAACCUCGAACGUAAAACAAUAACAAACAGUUUCAGUUAGUCUGAUAAUACCGUAGAGUUACAUCACUUAAUGAAAUAGACAAAAUAUGCAAGUGGAAUAAUUCAAGGAUGUGUCACGAUGAUUCAAGUCGAGUAAUAUGAGGUAAUUCUUGGUGAGGCUCACUUAUUUCACAUGAAGUUAUCGCUCACAAGUACAAUUUAUUUGAAUACAUGACAAAGUAAUAAAUGAACAUUUCAUUGCAACUGUAUGUUGUGUGUGUGUGUGUUUGUGUAUAUAUUUAUUUAUUUAUUUAUUUAUUUAUAUAUAUAUUUUUUUUUUUCAGAAGUCCAGACUUUUUGUAAGUAAAACUGAAGAAAGCAGCCUACUAAGACAGUGAACCAUUAUAAAGGGUUUGGCAGACUGCACGUGGUUCACAGACGCCUACUGAAUGACUAACUAGGUAAUGGACUUUUGCCCAAAUUUCGUAAAUACUAAAGACUUCAACUUGGUGGUGCUGAAAAUUGUACUGCUUAAUGGUGGAAUAUGACACAUUAAUAGGAAUUAUUCAUAAGUAGCCAUAACACUGAGUGCAAAAAUCAUAAAAUAUUCAUUCCAGCCAAACAAUGCCCAGGGUGCCAUAUGUGGCACUAACUAUAAAAUAUUUUUCAAUAAUGCUUUUUUUUACAAUUUUGCUGUCUUUGGGUUGUUGGCCUAUCUGUGGAAUGUUGCUCUUUGGAAUACAAGUAGAAAACACACUCUGCUGGUGAAAACUGGAACCAUUUAGUUUGUUUUGUUUAUAGGUCUGCCAUUUUUGCUACACAGCUGUGAUUCUCAAGUUUCAAAGCUUGUACAUAAUUAUAUUGGUGAGUAAAACUAUCUAUAAAAUCACAACUUGUUUUUUGGUUCAUAAAUAAGGUGCUUAUAUAUUAGCAGCUAUAAAAAUUACAUUUCUUUACAUAAAUUCUGACAAUAUUAGGUUUGUGCCAUAUGUGGGCCUCUGGGUAGUUGUAUAUAACUAUUUGCUUUUAGGUUAGUUUUGAAGGAAACUUUUCCUACAAAACAUUGAGUUCAUAAAAGUGGUUUGAUGUUUCUAUAAAUUACAGUUGGUUAUAUAAAUUGGAUUGGGCAGUUUAUGUAGGUUAUGUAUGGGAAAAAAUCCUACAGAACACGAAGUGUUUGAUUGUUGUUUAUUUUAUUAUUUCAGAUGGAGAGGAUAAGAAAAAUAAACAAAGACACUGUUAUUGUGCCUCCUGAAUGCAGCGACGAUAGUGUUGCAGAUGACACUGACGAAGACCCCGACUACAGUCCAAAUGAGAAUAGGCGUCGUAUAUAUUCGUCUAAUAAUGGUAAACACUUACUUUUGUAGUCCAUUCACUGUAACUUUACACUUGUGAAAGAUCAGUUUGAUCAAAGACGUAUGAAGUUACCAUGUAUGGACUGUAUUUAUUUGUUUCUUGUCGUCAAAGUAAAUUUUUAUUUGAUCAAGAAAUUAUAAUUGAAUAAUUAUAUAUAAUUGUUUCAGGAUUCUCUUCUACUAGUGAGACAGAAACUUCUGAAGAUGAAGACAACCCAACGCCAGCCAAGGAUAAUAAAUGUUACAGAGUACCAUCAGUAUGGCAUGAUGUUCCAGAAAAUAUGAGUGAAACACCAAUUCCUCAUUGGAAUAAGAAACCAGAAGGAUAUUUGAUUUCAUCGCCAGUAGAUUACUUCAGGUAUUUUUUCGAUGUGGAGGUUAUUGAUAACAUAGUAACUCAAAGCAACUUGUACUGUGUCCAAAAUGAUGUAAACAAAUCCCUAAAUACAGUGGCACAAGAAAUAGAACAAUUCAUCGGCACUUGUGCAUACAUGAGUAUUUACAGUUUACCUCGAAGUAGGCUUUUCUGGGGAAGAAGCACUCGUGUUGAGAAAGUAGCAGAUGUAAUGUCUAGGAACAGGUGGGAAGAGUUCAAGUCCAACUUGCAUUUCAACGACAACAGCCAGUGUCCUUCAGUUACUGAUCCUAACCGAGAUCAUUUGUUCAAAACAAGGCCACUAAUUGAUUCCCUUCAAGACAGAUUCAAGCAAAUACCCAUUGAAGAGCAAAUGCUCUGCAUAGACGAACAAAUUGUCCCAUUCAAAGGAAAAUCGUAUUUGAAACAAUACAACCCUAAUAAACCACAUAAAUGGGGGUAUAAGAUAUUUGUGUUGUGCAAUAGCAAGGGUCUUGUACAUAACUUCGAAGUCUACACAGGUUGUAUCACACCUGCUGAAGAUAUGCCAGAUGUAGGAAAAAGCUCAAACGUUGUUUUGCGGUUGAUUCAGCACAUUGUUUGUGAUGAGAACUAUUUAUUCUACUUUGAUAAUUGGUAUUCCUCGCCUGCACUAUUUGUUUCCCUUGCCAAUUUGGGAUUUGCAGCUUUAGGCACAAUACGUACAAAUCGUUUUCCAGGCCUGGAGUUUUCUUCAGACAAAGAGAUGAAAAAAAGGGGAAGGGGAGCUGUAGAAGAAAAGGAAGCACAGAUUGAUGGUGUCCCAAUCAGGGCCAUCAAGUGGUAUGACAAUAAAGGUGUUACUUUGGCCACAACAUAACAUUUGACAGUUGUCAUCACCUUCAAACAGUACAGAGGCUGCAAAAAAAGGACAAGACCACAGUUGAUGUAAAGAUCGAGCUAUAACCACUUAUAACAAAUUUAUGGGUGGUGUUGAUUUGAUUGAUGGGUUGAUCAGCUAUUAUCGGAUAAAGAUAAGGUCAAAGAAAUAUUAUCUUCGAUUCUUUUUCCAUUUUGUGGACAUGGCCAUGGUUUCAUCUUGGCUUAUGUAUAAGAGGGACUGCGAGAAAGAAGGUUUAAGUGGGAAUAUCAUCAUGGAUCUUCUCAGAUUCAAGACUGAAGUUGCAGAAUCUCUUUGCAGCCAAGGAAAGGAUGUGGUCAAGAAAGGAAGGCCUUCUACUUCGAGCACCAGCAUUGAAAGAGAGCACGAAGCUAAAAUGCAUCGAGGUCCCACAAAAUCAAUUCCUUCUCCAUUGGUUCGGCGAGAUGCAGUAGGGCAUUGGCCACUAUUUACUGAUGAUCGCCAACGAUGCCGCCACCCAAUGUGUAAAGACAAGUCUUUCAUAAAGUGUAAUUUACAUUUAUGUUUGAAAAAAAAAAAACUGUUAUGUUGAUUUUCACAUGUAAAUGUGGAAAGUAGUGGGAUGCAUGGACUUAUGUUUCACUCAAAUUGACUUUUUAAUUGUUACUAUUGCAUCCCAUUGUGCCACAUCUGGCACAUACCUAAAUCUGUAAUUAUUUGUCAAUAUAAAAAAUAUGUAAUAUACUGAAAUGUUUGUAAAUAUGUUAAAAAGAACAUAAAUCCGAAUAUAAACUUUUUUUCGGCUUUAAAAAUGUUUUUGGGCAUUAAGAGGUUAAACGGUAAGAUCAAGGUCACAGAUUUCAAAAAGCCACAUGAAACAAUGUGUGAAAAAAUCAUUUAAAAACAGCUAAUUGAAAUGCCGGAUGAUGAACUCGUUCCUGAUGGCCACGGCGCGCCCAUGUCGGAGAGGAACUGGUGGAAUUGGCACAUCAUUGUUGGCCUGUAACAAACCAAUCAAUAUAUUAGAAUGCAGGCAAAAAUUGUUUAUAGGUACAUUUAUCAUUACUAUAGUGUAAAUGGUCUCUACCUUAGCUUUGUUUCAAUUAUAAAACAUAUUUGUUUUACACACACACACGCACACACACACACACAAAAGUUGUCUAUAAACAACAGAAGACACCAUCAACUGUCACACAGAAAAAUACAUCAAAAAGCUUUUCAUCUGGCAUGCUAUGGUUUGCCACUUUCUGUAAUGUAGCAACAGUCGAGCCUUUCAUGUGCAGAUUUCUUCAGGUGGAUUUCGCCAAUUGACCUUGGCUGCCAAGAUGUCUAGUUUGCUUCAAUUUUUAUUGCCAUUGCCUGUUUAAAUAUUUGUGCAGUGUUCCUAUUUUGUAGCUGUUUAUAUAUCACAUGUAUAGGUACAAAAACAUUUAUAUUUUCAAAGAGGAAGUAAUAUGUAAUAAACAUCAUUGCAAUUCACAAACUGAACAAGUAUUUGUACAAUGCACUUCGUUUGCAAAUAAUACACUAAGUUACAGGGAAGAAAACCCAGGUGUCAUCAAUACUAAUUAAUAGUAUAUAACAAAACACUUCUCACCUGCAGCUCAGCUUCUUCCACAUAGUCAUUGUGUCUGAUACCAAUGUUGUAACAAAUGGUACAGACAACGAUAGCUGCUGUUGUCUGCAGCUUGUUUCGUAAAACAAGUUGCGAGCAGGGAAAGCGCUGCUUCCAAACACUGAACAUCCUUUCCACCAGAUUCCUCGUCCGAGCAUGAGCCAUGUUGUACCUGUGUGAUUACUUUAAUGUGUAUCAUUACUACGCAUAAUAUGUACGUUACACACAUGUAAAACAUGCUGGUUCACACUGUAUUCAUUAGAGACAACCUUCAUAUCACAGUGUAAACCAGCAAUGGUGAAUGUCACAAAAGUUUUAAAUUAAUCUUCCCUAGUGCAAAUAACUUUCAAAGAAUGUACUAAUACCAUAUAUGUGUGUGUGUGUGUGUGUAAACAAUUAUUUGUAUGUAUAGAUUAACUAUCUAAUAUAAUUUCCAAAACGUAACAUUAAUUUAACAAUAAUUAAAAUAUGUUCAUAACAAUAACUAUCUGGCUGUAGAAGAAUAUGUUUCUCCAUUGCUUGGUGGUUUUACAAUAGUAGAUGUUUGCACUACAAAACUUUGCUGUAGUCUAUUUGCACCAUAUUUCACUUUGCCAAAACAAUUACGGAGAAGUUUAGAAAUGAGUAAAGCUAAGGUGCUGGAGCAACAAAUUUUGUAGCGAGUAGGCUUCUGCGAAUCUAGGAUUUUUGUCUCGAAUCGAAUCACGAAUCGAAUCUUUAAAGAUUCCCGAACCUCGAAUCUUUUUCGAAUCAUGAGAAUUUUUUCCCUGCAGAAGUUUGGCACUUGACUGAGUUUUUUCAGCUAGGUAUUCAGUGUAUUCAGUUACACGGCAUCUUUGAAUUUGAAGAAUAAGACACGUUAUAGUACCUAGAGGGGCAGGUCAGACAUUCAAUAAUUCAAUGUAUUGCAUAUUUGCAUGAAUUUUACAUAAAAACAAAAUCCCUAUAUACUUUGAAAUCACAUUAACGUUUAAAUUUAAAUGUAAACAAUUUACAGAUUUUAACAUCCAGUAUAAAAAUUGAUAUUUUAGUUAAGCGAAAUUAACUAACAAUGAUACCAGCAAUUACUCAUUAAAACAUUAAUAUUUUCUUUUAAUUUUUAUUCAUGGUGCACAGAAAAAGUCAAAAUAUUAUGUUGCUGCACGCUUCUAGUUAACAAAAAAAUUAAAUAACCACGAUAUUCGGUAAAGUAGAUAAUUACUUAUUGGAGUUUUGAUGUUCUUUUUGCAAUGUUUGCACAUUGCUGUUUUUUCAUCCACAGCUUCAUAGUGUUUCCACAAAGCCGUGUUCAAUUUUCGUUUUGUUUUUGACUCAAUCUCUGGCGGGGUGCUGCCGCUCUGUACCGAUUCAGGCUUAGAGGUAAUUUGGUCUUCCAUUGCAAUCUGUCCUGUAUCCAUGUCCAAUAAAGUAAAACAAUGGCCACGGUAGACGGUACACUGCUAGGGUAGACAAGCGUGGCCGAGCCAACGUAAAAAAUAAUUAAGUAGAUUCUGGUUGUCCUGCAAUAGAGUAAAAGUGAAUAACAUGAAUUACUAACGCAUUAGAGUAUAUUAACAUUCAAUAGUAUCGGUUUUAUGUGGCAGUAAAUGUUUCAAGUAACUACAAAACACUGCGCAAGAAGAUAUUUUACGAGUCCGCAUUCUGUGGUACGCUCAGACGAAUUUAUCAUUAUGUAUCAUAACUAUGAUGCCUUUAUCAACGGUAGUUGUGUCUGUUGGACGCUGUUACAUACGAUACCUGUAGUACACUCGGAGUAUUGGGGUAUGUGUACCACAGCUAUGGGAUUCGUGUACAAGAAUAUUGCACGCUACUUUAAUCACAUGAUGCUGAUGAAGCCACAGAGUAUAUAAGUGAACCAGAGACGAAAUAGAGGCGCGAACUCGACAGCAGACAGUCGAAAAGUUGGCCGCCAUGUUUGUGGCGUGUGCGCUGCUCAUAAACACAUGUUGAAUGCUACGUUUUCCUGAAGUAUGGAUCAUUAUUCCGUAAAAUAUCUACUCGACACAUAAUUAUAUUCAAUUUGCCAUUAAGGUUUAACGCGUGGACCAUACGUAACGAAUGUAUUCAGUUAGGAUUCAUGCGUAGAUUGGCUAGUGGUGAAGUAUUAUGAGACGGUGAUUUUUUGUUGUGUUAGUGUGUUUAAUUAAGUGACGAGCCUAUUUGUCCGUGUGUGACGGCGUGUUUGCAUAGGCAACUUACGAUAUAUUUUAUUUGCGUGAAAUCAGAGGUUAUACAGCACACAAUCCAUGACCAUAUCUGCAUACAAGAAAAAAUAGUGGGAAGACCUAUAUCAAAAUUGUUGCAUUUGAUCCUCCAGAAAUAUUAAAAAAAAAAAAACAAAUACACAAAUGACAUGCACACUAAUCAUUCCUUUCUUUUGGUACGUACCUAAGUGAGUAAAGCAUGGAAAGUAUUAGGCCUAGUUCUAGGACAGUAGGUAUUCAACCUGUUGCAAUAAAUUCAAAUUAUAUAGUAAAUAUCAGGAAUAGCUUCUCGUGCAAAAGUCUUGAAAAAAAAUCCCUGUUUUUACUAAAGAACUAACUUAAUCUCAUUUGGGUGAAAGUUCCGUAUUGCGUAUCCAAGUUAACCCUGUGGUCCUGAUGGCACGGUCUUGUACAGCUGACCCUGUGGUACAUGAUGCUUAUUUUUUUUUUUUAGCAGUGGGAGAGACACGUAGCACUGAGGCGUAGCGCGAAACCUGAUGUAAUUUAUCUUACAAAUAAUUUUUUAUUAUAUCAGCUUUCGCGCUAUAAAAUGAGUCGGCGCUACGCUCAUCCCCACUGCUAAAAAAAAAGCAUAAUGUACCACAGGUUCAGUUGUACAGGAUCAUGCCAUCAGGAUCCGGCCAUCAAGGUUCAAAGGUAAAUCUGGAUACACCUGGAUACGCAAUACGGAACAUUUACCCUCAUUUGUUAAGUAUGAUAAGGUUAGAUUACAUUGGGAUAAGGUUUUUUAGGUUACAAUUAUGUUUGGUUAGGUUUACCUUAGGUUAGGUAACAACUGAUUAUGUUUCAAUGUUAUGAAAUCAUUACUCAACACUAUGUACCCACAUGAAAAAAGUACAUCUCGCCCACAUAUGACAUCACGGAUAAGAAAAUGUACGCUAGCUCAUAUCCGGGCCAGAUCUGCCCAACCUUAAGACAGUCAUGUAAUAAGAACAAGAAAAGAAAGUGCCAACUAUCCAUGAUUUCUCUAAAUUAAAAUAAACCAAGGGAAACAUGUGCUACAAAGCCAUUUAUACUCACUUUGAACACCUAAAACACACAAAAACCAGUCACCGUGAAACUAAUAUGUUAUAGUUAAAAACUGAUUCAAUUAAGAGACUUACCUGCAGCCUAAGACGAUUAGGCCUACCUCCUAAACGAUAUGUUUGCAUCAACUGACACCAAGAGAGGUAGCAUUUAAACAGGACAAGAAAGCGACAAAGAAGCCUGUGAUUCUUAUGAAAUGUACGAAAAACUGUAACGUCACUAUAGGGAGAUGUCUUUUCUACAAAAAAAAUAUUACAAAUUAUAUUGAAUAAAACACAAAAUUUACGUGAAUACAAAUUAUAACUGUACAGAUUACAAAAAUAAAAACAAAAGUACACGUAAAUUAAUUCAGACAAAUUGCUGUCACACCAAUGGAACCAUCUGAAACUGUGUUAAAGAAAAAAAUUAAUAUAAAAAUGAAAUGUAGAUACUUUUAAUUAGAAGAAACAAAUGUAGCUAACUUGAUUUUGUACACAUUAAUUUAAAAGGCACACACAUACCACCCAAAACAAAAAUUAGGUAAUUCAAACCAAGGCUAUUUAUAUUGAAGCUGAAAUUUUUAUUCCAAUAUAAAUGAAAUUAAUUUCCAUAAUAUGCCUACUGGAAAGUUACUGAAAUUUUGAAACACCUGGCAAAUAUUACUUGAACCUAUAUUGUUUCGUAGUGAGCUAAGUGGCCAUAUGACAUACCUAAUUUAUUUAUUUAUUUAUUUCUCAAGAUUAGAUGCAGAAAUAUAGCACAUUUACAAUUAUCACCCUGAGCAGCAUUCUGCUCCAGGUGGAGAACAUACAAGAUGAUUACACAUGGCAGGCUAUUACGAGUUAUAAACAAACAUGAACACUUUUGUUACAAUAUACAAUUAGGUUGAAAGAAAGAUGUUUAUUUUAUUUUAUUUUAUUUUAGUUCACUACGUUUGACCCCUGUAUUUGCGGUAUGGAGCAAGUCAAUUGUACAUUACUACAUUCUAAAUAUACAUUUAUAUCGAACCACCUUAUUUACACUUUAACUUAAUAAAUAAAAGCAUAAAGUUCAUACAAUAUCAAGAGGUCAAUAACAAAACCCAGUUCAACACAGAAAACAUUUAGGUUAAACAGAAGUAUUAAAAUUGAAAAUUAAUUUUUUUUAUGCUGUGAACACUGCAACUAAAACCAUUCUUAUAGUAAAUUAUCCAGACUCAAUAUGCACAUUAUCAUAAAAAGGUUAAGCAUUUUUGCAACUUAUUUACAAAAUCAACAUUUCACCAAACAGAAGUUAUGUAAAUAUGCAUUCCAAAAAUAAAGUACAUAAGUAGGAAACUUAUGGCCAAUAUGAUAUUACAAUAACACCUGAACUCAUGUAUACAACUACAUCUAUAAGAUAUCGUCAAUUUCUUAAAGAAUUGUCGAAAAGAUUCAUAUUUUGUUUUGUAACAAAGGAUUCAAAGAUCUUUAUUUCUAAAAAAUAAAAAUAUUGUUAUUGUUUUCUGAAUUGCCCCAAUUAGUUACUAUAUAUGCAUACUUGCCAACUUUUACGAUUUUUUCGUAAAAUUUACGAAAAACAUACGUCUUUACGAUUUUACGAAUCUUAUAAAUUUUUUACGAAUUUUUCCAGUUUUUGUUGACACUUCUGAUAUCGAUUGUUGCGACCUAUUUUGUUCCAAGUCGAUCGAUAAAUCGAACGCUUGAUAGUUUACGAAUCGUUUUUGGUUGGUUACGCCGCCAUGUUGUGUCUUUGAUAUCGUGUUGUCUAUUGUUGAUCGUCUGUUCGUAAGCGUUUCGGGUGGUUUUUAUUUGGCAUGGAUUGAUUGCGUAGCAUCUGCAAUGGGCGGUGGCGUAAAAAAACAUUAUUGGCAGUGUUUUCGUAAAGAUUAUUCGGAAGAAUUCUCGUUCAUUUUGAAGUCGGACAAAGGUCAGAAAUAUGCAUUCUGCAGUGUGUGUAGGUGCGAUAUUAGUAUUUCUCAUGGCGGAAGAAGUGACAUAUUACUUCAUGUUAAAUCUAAUAAGCAUGCAGGCAACGUUCAAAAUUCCGAAAACAGCCAAAAAAUCAGCACGUUCUUCACAAACAGUUCAAGCGAAGAUAGCGUCACACGUGCCGAGUGUUUGUUUACGUAUUUUUUGAUUGAACACAACGUUCCAUUAAGUGCAGCAGACCACGCGGGCCCUUUAUUCCGGAAAAUGUUUCCGAAAUCAGAAGAAGCACAAAAGUAUGCGUGUGGCCGGACCAAAACAACUGCAAUUGUUGAAGAAAUGGCGAAAGAUUCAAGGGACGACGUCGUUAAACAUCUGCAAACAGGUCCGUUCUCUUUGUCAACUGAUGGUACAAACGAUACAGACUCCAAAUUGUACCCGAUUGUUGUGACGUAUUUUGAUAAAAAUAUUGAAAACAUUGUGUCUUCUGUACUUUCACUGCCAGAUUUGCAGGGCGAUUCUACCGGACUAAAUAUUGGAAAUUUAAUCAUAAACGAACUUGAACGUUUCAAUAUUCCUUUAAAAAACAUGAUUGCUUUUUCGGCAGACAAUGCGGCAGUUAUGAUGGGUAAGAAAAAUGGUGUAGUUGCGGUUUUAAAAAAUCGACAAGAAAACCUUUUUGUGAUGGGUUGCCUUUGUCACCGCAUUAAUUUAGCUGCCGAGAAGGGUACUGACAAUUUGCCACUGAAUGUUGAAGAGGCUUUGACCGACAUUUUUUAUUACCUUGAAAAGAGUGGUAAGCGGAAAGAUUGCCUUAAAAAAUUCCAAAACUUGCAUGGUUGUGAAACCAGAAAAAUUUUAAAACAUGUCUGUACGAAAUGGUUAUCCCUGGGAAAAAGUUUGACAAGAUUAGUAGAGCAGUGGGACCCUUUGUUAAGUUUUUUCAAAGACCAAGUAAAAUGUGUGAAACCAUCAUGUUCUGUGGGGAUAAGUUCAUUCACAAUACCAAAACAGCCAGCUUCAGAUCAUUCAGUUCAGCCAUUAGUUUCAAAGUCAUCUAAAUCCUCACAACAGGGCUUUUCCCUAAAAAGGAAACACUCAGAAAGUGAAGAUAAGAUAAUUACCAAAAAAACUGGUACUUCACAUAAUGAAGGUAAAAGUACAUUUCCUUCAGUUAGAUCAGAAAAUCAAAAGUCUCUCGUAAACAUUACCAGUGGCAGUUUAAGUCUUGAAGAAAAACUGUUCAUGUUUUUAUCAUCAUCUGUGAACAAAGCAUUUUGCUUGUUUCUUCUUCACAUCCACAGAUUCAUAUUUUGGGAGAAUUAAUUUGUGAUUUGUAUAAAGAUUUAUUACUUCGAUUUGUCAAACCAGUUGCAUUUAAAAAUUCAUCUUUGUUUGAUAUAAAGUAUCAUCAUGCUGAUAAUCAGAGGCAAGACAGUGAGUUGAUAGUUGGUACAGCAACAUCAGAGUUUGUUAAUACAUUGAAUGACAAAGAUAAGAAACUAUUUUUCUCGUCUGUCAGAAGUUAUUUUGCAGCUUCUUGUGAUUACAUUUUAAACAAAUUUCCCAUUAAAGAUGAACUUAUUAGCAAAGCAAGAGUAGCAUCGGUGGAGAAUGUAGAAAAUACCAGUUUUUGUGAUGUCAAGUUUUUCGUAGACUUAUUUCCAUUUUUGCUACCAGUAGAUGAGAACGAAACCAGAGAAUCAGCCUUGGAUUCUCUUCAAAGCCAGUUUACCAGUCUGCAACUUGAAAACAUAGAUUUGUUAGUCCCUAAAGAUGACACUGUAGUGAAAAAAUGGGUUAGUAUAUCACAUGCAAAAAAUGUUUGUGGGCAGCCUAAGUACGACAGACUUUGCAAUGUAAUGUUUGGUGUGUUGACAAUACCACACAGCAACGCGGAGUGUGAACGUGUGUUCAGUCUGGUGAAAAAGAAUAGGUCCCAGUUUAGGUCUUUGUUAUCAACCAGAGUACUGGAAAAUAUUUCUGUAAUAAAAAGCAAACAUUCAGACAAGUGUUUUGAACACAUGUUCAGUGAACAAUUUUUAAAGAAGGCUAAGAAAGCAACAGCACUACUUAAAAAAGUAACAGAUGUAGUUAAGACUUUUUUUUCCCAACCUUCAUAACAUUAUCUUUAUUAGUUCUUUGUAUGUGUUUUAUCAGUAUGUUUGGGACUUGGUAGUGACAUUUUUGUCGGUCUGCUUCAUUGUGUUCAGGCCUUUAGUAAUGAUUAUUUUUUCCUUCGGAAGUUCAUCAAAGUCUUCGGUUUUUUGUUACACAUAACUAGGACUUAGUAAUAAGUAAUAAUCAGGGAGUCAUUUUGUGAACUAGAUUGUGCUGAAGUUUAUUUUAUAACUGACUGGUGACAAUAGUACUCUGCUGCAUUUCAUGUAAUUAAUAUAAGUUUUUUUACAGUUUUAGUCAUAAGAAUAUUUUUUAUGUGUGCUCUAAAAAUUUUACUAUAAUUUGAAUGUGUUUUAAUAUCUGAGGGUCUACAUUAGUACAUAUAUUGGUGAUGUUUAACAAAUAGUUGAAAAAAAGGAUAUAACUUAAUCCUUAUUGUAAUUAAGCCUAUGGUACUGCAAAAAUUUUAAUCAGGUACACUUUUAAUGCCAAUUUUUGGAUGAAAUGUGUGAACAUCAGUGUUUAGGCCUAAAGUGUUUGUCAGUUUGUUUAAGUGGGUUUUAGUAAAUGUCUUAUGGGUUUAUUUUAGAAAUAGGGUGUUUUUAAUAUUUAAAACAAAUAUAUAUGCAUUUGAAGGAUCAUUUAUUUUUUAAAUGAAAAAAUGCCGCGUGGAGUUUACGCUAAAAUUUAAUAUUUUCGAGAGUUUUACUAAUUCUUAUUUGGAAAAGUUGGCAAGUAUGUAUAUGUAUUAAUCUGUAAAUAUAGAGUGAAUGGUUGAAUUUAAGACAGUUAAAUUCGCUUAGGCAAAUCCAAAAAUAUUUAGCAGUCCUAACAAAAUAACAUGGUUGGCAAUUAUAGACAAGUGGCUAGCUAUGAUGGUAAUAUUACAAACUGCAACAUGAACAAUAACUGAAAUAGUUUACAAACAAAGUAAGGAAAUUCUAUCAAAGACAAUUAAAAAAAGAAUGACCAUAAAUGCUUCCUUACAUUAAGAAUGCAUAACCUUGACAAGUUUUCUAUUUGUACGCCUUGACUUAACCAAGCUUAACUGCAAUUUUUUAUCCUUGUUGACACGUUUCAGUGAGUAGCAAAUCAUCAUACGAAUGAACAGUUUCAUGGCAUACAACUUUGGAAAUGAAGCGCAGGGGUGGCAGAACUGAACUUCGGAACACUUGGAAAGUAUUGUAUGUCCUAAAUUAGGAUGUUGCAUUUCACUAAAGAGAGCUGAGAAAAUUUGGUUCAUUUCAUUGAUAAAAGUGACAAAUGACUCGGAAGGCAUACAUAAACCACCAAAAUCUCUAUCUUCACUCUCAUAGGCCUUACAAUAACAAAAUAACUGAGAAGAACUAUUCAAAUUUGAGUUUUCAUUAGCAAAAGCAGCACAUUUGUUGCAGGUAUGUUUCUGCAAACACUUACGCAUAACAUAUCCUGCCACAAACAACAAACCAUUUUGAGCUGGAAUUUGAAUGUAUCUGUAAUCUUGAGUCUGGACACUAAGGCUGUAAUCCGACUUCAUAUGUACAGCAGAAAAUGUCAAUACAGUAUCAGACAAAUCCUUCACACUCAAAAUACACUGGUCAGAAUCCCAUGAGCAGUUUCCAGUUGACGAGUCAUGAAGUUGAAUUUGUAAGGAUAGUUGCUUGAAUGCGGACAUGAACUGAUUUGCAGAUGGGUUGUCGCAAUUACCACCACGCUGACGUAUUUUGCAAAAGAAAUUUUCCAAAGCAUCCUGGUUCAGCAUUCGUUUUAACAAAAAUGAAAAAUCUUUAUUUUUUAAGCAUUCCCAAAUACUUAAAAUGGCAGGGAGAGAGAGUUUCCAACCAUACAAGCAUUUGAUGUGAAGCGGAUGGCUUCAUCGCCGAUUCCGAUGAUAGCGCUCCUUCCCCUCCUUUCCCCUUCCUCUCCGAAUGCCUUUCCCCUCCAUCCCCUCCUUUUCACCUCUCCUCCCCCUCCGGCAGCGACACCAGCGCUCCUCGUGUCAUAGUUUCCGAGACCUAUAUAAGCGCCGCGUAGCUUACUACAGUCGCUGGCCUCCUCUCUCUCUUGAGAAGGGAAUCAGUCCAUCGGCACGCGUUGAUUAGCUUAUUGUCAGCACUCGGCGAAGCUAUGCUUCUCUGCUUAUUGAAUAUUUACGUCUGCACUUAACAGUUACAUCAUUAUGAUGCUAUGUUAUCCGUUUAAAGACUUAAAUGCUGUAGGUGUCGUGUGACGAUCGUUCUGGCUUAUUGUCCAAUUCUACCGCCGAGUGGCUGACAUAUUAAGGCUAGGUUACAUCUAGUUUCAGUGAUGUGCGCAGUCGGAGGUGCUUACCUCCCGGCUCGAUUACACUAGCUCUGUUCCAGUUGAUCGUAUGGCUCAUGCCUAGUAGUUUAGGGUAUUACAUUUUGGGUUAGGUGACCUGUGGUCUUUACUAUCUUGUUUCACGCGUGGCCAACGUUUAGUUCUACUUAUGUAUUUUAUAGGGAUGCGUCUCGUAAAUGUUUUAUUGUGUUAAGGUUAUUUAUCUGAGGUCACAUAUAAGUCUAGGCCCGUCACGAGUUAGUAGGGCUAAGUUAAAUGUCCGUUUGAGAUAUCAUCAUGGUAGAACUCCGUAUUAAACACAAUAUUUAAGCAUGUUAUUAUUUUGCGGAAGUGCGAAUAGUACAUUUUUGAUUUAAGUACGUCUCUAUGUCCUAGGGAUUCAUUAGUGUGCAAGAAUCUUAUUCACCAAAAGCAUUGUAAUUGAUUUGAGCCUUAAUUGCUCCCAAUUCCAUGAAAUUUGUAAAACCAAAGAUAUAUAUAUAUAUAUAUUAAUUGUUGUAACUAAUAACAAGUUCAAUAAAAUGAUCCUGGUGUAUAUAACUUUUGUUCCUUGAUAUCGGUGCAGUUCCCCUUAAAUUAAACAACGAUUUCCUGCUGUGUUGGGUUAGGUUUAUUAACUCGUGUUGUGUGUGUGAGGUCAUUGUAGUCAAACUGUGGCGUGCCGCAGUUUGGCUUCAGAUGGACUUUGAAAUGUCUUUUCCACGUUUAUCAACCACACACAGUUCAUCCAAUAACAGAAGCAUUUGCAGAAUUAAUUGUUUGUGGCAAGAUGUGUCACUGAGUGCUGACCUGUACUUCUUUGAAGAAUAAAUUUGUCAUCACUAGCGCAUCCUGGUGGGCGCGAUGCAAACUAGCUCUGGCUUUUGUUUCCAGAACUGCUGUUGACAUGCGGGAUAGCGUAAUAUAAACCAUAGAGUAAACAUUGGCUUAACACACUAGCGGCAUCGGAAAUAAAUACGCUAUGAUGGAGAUGAAUAGCUAUUACUGAAAGAGCAAAAUAAUGUUGGUUGAUUCGUCACAUUAUUAAUUUGUUGCAUUGCAUUUAAUGCCACACAAGUGCCUUUGAGAGUGUGCACACACGGAUAUUAUGUUUGUGUUUAUGGUUUAUGUAAGUGAAAUAUGGCAUGAAUGAUUCGAUUCAUCGAACCACACGAGAUUCAAUUCGAGAUUCGAUAUUCUCGAAGCUUCGCAGAACCUUAGUUGCGAGCUUUAAGAGUUAUAUGGAGAUUAGUCCAGUUAUGACACAUUUGCAAAAAAUAUAUUAUAUUUCACAUUAUUUAAUUUAAUCACACUUGCAGCUUUAAAAAUGCUGUUAAUGUUAUUAUGAAAUAUGUCAUACCUCUGCUCUGCAUCUGUACGGACUGCCUGCUCUGGUAUGGCAACUGUGGGUAACCACUGUCCCCCAGCAGCAGUCCCUGCACACACCCAUCUUCAAAUUUGGCUUGCACCCCACUUUUGUUAAAUAUUCGACUAUCAUGUGCGCUGCCAGGCCAGCGACACACAAUAUUGAAUAUUUACAUGGAAGCCCCGGCAACAACUUGCACAUUAAGAGAGAAGUAUUCUUUUCUAUUCCUAAAACAUUUUUAAAAAAUAGACAGUUUAUUUCAUUACAUACAUUAAAGUCAAGUAGCAAACACUAUAAUAUUUAUUCAACACACACAAUAAAGGCAUUUCCACAAGACCUGUGACAUGAUUUGUUUGUAUAGCAAAAUUCUAGGUUUAAUGUCAAGGAUCUUUUGACGUAGUAAUUUCAAACAGAGCCAAGGAAUGAACUUGGUAAGGUGAUAUGGAAUAAUUACCAUGUAGGUGACCUAACCAAUAACACUAUUUCCAGGUUAUUUACAUGUACCUAACCUUGCAAAACAGACCUUUUUCUUAAUAACAUACACGCAUCCUUACAACUUGUAAAAGCUAUAAAAUACUCAAAGCUACUUAAGGUAUCAAUUUAAUUCAAUAAUACAAAAAUGUCAGGAAAUUAACACAAUAAUUUGAGGAUUUUAAUUUUACAUAGCAAAGGGUGGCUUUCAGAAUUACCAGAUUCAAGAAAAUGCUCUUGACAAAUUGAAAUACAUUACAAUUAAGCUACAUGAAAGAACUAUGUGCUAAAAUGAAUAUUGUAUUAAGUGUUGAAAUAAAUACAAACUAGACAAAUUAUUACAUUUUAUCUCACAGUUCACAUUUCAUAUUAAGGUCUGUCACAAAACAUGUUUCAACAUGCCUUAACAAUGUUUACCUACUUACCUGUAUACUUCUCCCCGAGCACCGCCGCGGCUUUUUUGAUUUUAAUGUGAGUGCAGUCAAUUACUCCUGUAACAUCGGGAAAGUGUGCAAUGUUGUAAAAUCGCAGCUUGUUCAAGCGAAAUUCAUCGCCAGUGGGAAACCGUAUCAGAUGUCGACUGAAUUGAAGUUAGCUUCGAAUCCCAGCUUCAGAUCGGAACACAUACCAUAGUUAUGGUACUGUGCGAUAAAACACAGGAAAGGCAGCAAAAGUACAAGGUGGAAAAAUGACAUUAAGAGCCAAAUGCUAAAAAUAAUAUUAAUAAAAAUAAAAAUUACCAUUGUAAUGCAUUUUAGCUACAAGUUGACCGUCACUAGGUUCGUGUCUACUAAUUUGCCCUUAAAAUUCCACUAUAAAGUUCCAGAGUGUAUCAAAGUGCCAUGUUUGAAGGCAUGUAAAUUCAAAAAUAAAAACUGUAACAGGUGUAGCAUAUUACUGAUUAUUAAGCACACCUAGUACUAUAAAAAAACAUAUCAGAUUCAUGGCAACCCGCAUUAGGUUCGGGUCUACUGGCCCUGGUAAAUACCACUUGACAGCCACAUGAUAAAUCUUUUUCUAUGAUAUAGAUCCUACAAGAUCCAAAAUAUAAUUUUGAGGUUGUUUUACGUUAUUUUAUUUUUUUCAUAUAAUGUCUACUAUAGUUUUAAGUUUGCUCGCUCUUGAUUUGCCUUAUUGGUGUUUGAACUGUUGAAAAAUACCAAUAUUGUGUUAUGUCAUUAUAUAUGUAGGUAUCUUAUAAUUUUUUUUCUGAUAAUAUUAAUCUACUAGCUGCCCGACCCGGCUUCGCACGGCUAUACUAAUGGAAAAAAAUUAAGCCACAUCUCCUAUUUACAGUAAUGGUAAAUAAAAAAAAAUUCAGUGAAAAUUUAUUACAAUACUGUAUAAUGUACCGGAGAGAAAAUGAAUAGCACCGAUGGUUUCCCAACUCGUGCACGCAACGUACAACUGAUGUACCCGUACUUCACUACGGCAAUCUACAGGCAGAUCACUCUUGCGUCGCUCAUUAUACAUGCCCCUCCUUGUCGGUACGCCACUGCCGCGCGAUGCCCGUUGCCAUGGAGACGCAGAAGGCAUGAACAAUGCAAAAUCCUGUUCUCAUGCAAAGUACCCACUGUUGCCUGGUUUUAACCACCCAUAAGUACCCGCAAAAUAUCAAUGGUGAUGAGGACUGCACUAACAAUGAAAUAGUCGUUGCCAUAGAGACGAAUGAAGCAUCAACAAAGCAACAGCCGUUGCCAUGGUGAUUUCCUACCAAAAACUGGAAAUUUUUAUAUAUUACGCCCCUGAAACUCCCCUUGGGAUCGGAUUUCCGCAGAAUCCGUUCUUAGUGAGCGUCUACAUCACAAAAUGAGUAAUUAUGCUAAAUUUCAAGUCAAUCGGGUGUAUAGUUUUAGAGAUCUCGUGAUGAGUGAGUAUUGAGUGAGUGAUAUUUCGCUUUUAUAUAUAUAUAUAUACGUGGUGACAUGCGUGUGGGGAAAACUAGCGACGUACAACGACGUAUUACCGAGAGGUACACAACAACGUGACACCAUGGAAGGAGGAGGGGCAGGGUGCAGACGGGACGUAGUUAGUAGUAAGUGUAAUGCUGUAAUUAUUUAUUGUAUGGAUUAAACUCGCAGGACGUGCGGGCUGCGCGUGUUGCCUACCUGUCCGCAUUGUCAUAAUGCUCCGACUUUGAGUGCCUGUAUCUCAGAAAUAGUUUUUCUGAGCGUGUUAAAGUACGAGGACCUUUUAUGUUCAUUAUGUCAUUCCUGUUAUUGUUUCACAACGAUAGCUUAGAACAGGCGUACAGGUACAGUAAUACGUGCAUAGUAACAGAGGCGACGCCAUGUUUCCUACGUAUGCGAUGGAAUUGUGGUCACAUUUUAUUCCCUGCAUACGUAUUGUCAUGCAUAUGAAUUGAAUCCGGGAAGGUCAGCGUUUUAUUAGUUGUGGUUGUUGAUUUAUCUUCGCUUUACCAUUUCCUCAACACUACAUUCACAGUGGUUUUGCGCCCAUACUAUUGGCAACAGAGGGGUGGUUCCUAUACCCAUUCUUCUUCGUGUAGGUUUGGCUACCUGUAUCCGCGAGAUUUUCCGCCAUUUCAUUUACACCCUGUAUAUAUACACACACACACAUAUAUACAUAUAUAUACACAAGUCCUUGUCAGAAUUGUAACGGGAGAGGAAAAUUAUUGAUGGUCCGAAAAAUGAAAAAUAAUAAAAAUAAUUCUAGUAAAAGAAAAAAAAACUAAACACAGAGAGAGGAAAACAAACAAUAGUUUAGGUUUGCAAUUUAAAGUGAUAAAAAGUAUUUAAAUACUAUGUGAACUCUUAUGAGGGUACUGAUUCCUUCGUUGUUAAUAUCACACGGGUGUUUUUUACUUGUAUGGGAAAAUUAAGAAUGAUAAGGCAUCUAGUGCGUGGCAACAAUGUUAAUAGGCAAAAGGAAAUAAACUUCUAGCGCCUGCGGCAUUGUCAACACACACUUCGUACGUGUACUGCAUGUUGUAUCUAACCCCCUCCAAUGCAUUUGAUUCUAAAUUGGACUUUUAGUAAGGAUCCCUAAUAGUAUUGAUAAUAUAAUAUAGCCUAUAGCCUUCCUCGAUAAAUGUACUAUCCAACACUGAAAGAAUUUUUCAAAUCGGACCAGUGGUUCCUGAGAUUAGCGCAUUCAAACAAACAACCAAACACACUAACUCUUCAGCUUUAUAAUAUUAGUGUAGAUGAGGCAUAUGAAAAAUAUUAUGUCAAUAAAUUAGGUUAAAGGUGACUUAGGCUGAGAUUGGUUUAGUUUGCAUUAAUAUCUAGAAUUUUAGGUUUAUUUUUUAAAAUCAUAUAUCUGUUUACUAAUUGACUCAUGGCCGACUGUACAUAUUUCUGUUAAAGGCCAACACAGUCUUGUUUUGACUUGGAGUGUGUGCGGACAUGUCAACUUACACCGUGUUUAACUUGGAGAUCUUCUCUAAUGAACUAUUAGUGGAUGUCAUUAGUUAUGGUAGAAUGGAAACAGCGACAAGUACCGAUAUAAAGCGGAUAAACAUAUCCAAUAGCUAUUGGUAAAUGACCACCCCAACCGUAAUAUCACGCAAAUUCAUCAAGCGUGACCUAAACAUUUGAAAAUAUAUUUCUGUUUGGCACAAGAGGCCAACCAGUUCAUUGGUUCAGGCACUCUACGCACUUUAAAUCUUCACACAAGCAUUCUAAUGGGACUCACACGAAAACAUGGCAUAAUGUAUGGUAUCCCCUUAGACAUUAGCAUAGAAGAAGUUUUAGAUAGUUACGAAUGUGCUACACAAUAACUAAUAAACGCUGAGCGCCUAACCAAACAUAUCAGAAUAGAUGUUCAAGAUGACCGAGUAUCCAUGAAACUGGUCAGUCUAACUUUUGAGAGGCAAACCCUGCCAACACAAAUCAGCAUAUACAAGGAAAUACUAAAAAAUCAUCUAUUGUUCGAAUGUCGUAACGUCCAAAAUGUAAUAAAACUCAAUAAUCAACUUGGUGACCUAGAAUUGCCAUUCCCAAUGGCGUACCCCUCCGUGUUAUUUUCGUCUACUUGUGAAGCAUGUGCUAUCUAACUUCCUACUUGAGAACAACAUCCACUUAUGAGUCAACCGUACAUCCCUUGGGUACCCUGUCCUUGGUCACCGGUUUAUUGAACCAAGAAUUCAUCCUAAUUCAUGGCCUAGUCUCCAUCGGUCCUCGACGGGCCUCGACCAAGAUAGCUUAGAAAGUAGUUCCUGCUAGGUGAUCCUACAAUAACCCUCCACAUAAUUUAAUUAUCAACUUUUUUUUUGGAAAAAAAAAGUUCAGAAUUUCAACUUUACUCUAUUUUUGCUAUUUUGUUAAAUGUGCCGGAUAAAUGUUUGUAGAGCGGAGACUCUCGGGUCGUGACGUCGCCACGUGGCAUCGCUGCGUGCCCUCCGGAGCCGGCUUCCCGAGAAAAACGUGCCACAAACUACACUCGCUCACUGCGCCCACACCCUUGUGAGGCAACGAGGGGACAUAACGACCUGUGCGAGCGAAGGGAGCACUUGGGACGUCAGUUUGUAUUGUGAUUCUCAACAUGACUUUGAAGAGAUCCUUCGAUAUGCUACAUUAAAGCAUCAUUUACCAAAGGAACAAUAUAUACACAACCAUUCAAUAAUUAUUACGGGAUGAACUGGAUACACAACAAUCACCCUGCUGUUUCAAAAUAUGACUCUCAGACUUAGCCAACAAUGUGAAGUAUGAGACCGAAACUACUCCCUUUUCUCAAAGUAACACCUUCAAUAUUUUCAUGAUAAUAGUGAAAAUGUAACUAGUAACUAAAGUAAUGCAUGCAAAAAUGAAAAAUAAUCUGCAAAAAUCUAUCAAAAUCUAUCGUAAAUACUUUUAACUUAAUACAGAUUGACAACCACUGCUUAGUUUCUCUGUUUUAAUUGCCAUAAUAAUAUGCAAUGAACACAAGAGGAUAUAAUUGUCUUAAUUUCUUUCAUUACAGUUGACUUAUUCAGUUUAUUGGCCAAAUGUCCCCGUCCCUGUAUUUAAUACGGCUACUUGUACUCCACAACACAUCUUAUUUUAAAGAUGCCCUAUUUCAUUAGGGACAUACUUUAAAACUAUUCAAAUUGAUCAGCGUUACCUGGAGGGGUGGUUUCAGUUGGUUAUCCAUAUAUGAAAUUAUUUUCAAAAAAUUAACCGCAUAUAUAUUUCUGGUCAAUUACUUCAAUAUUUGUUGCUUUCACAUUGCUGCACAGUGGAAGCCACGAGUAGGCGCUGAGAACUUCCACCAGGAGGGGAUAGGAAUCAAGGUUUAAGGAAUUAGGCAACAAUGAAAGUAUAUGUUAGUAAUUUCUUAUACAUUAUUACAUUAUGAACUAAAGUAAUGCAUGCAAAUACACUGAUAUUUUUCAUUGAGACAGGAUGGUAAUCAGAGGAUUAAGGGAUUAGGCAACAAUUAUUGUUACUGUUAGUAGUUUCUUAUACAUUAUUACAACAUUAUCAACUAACAAACUAGUGCAUGCAAAUAUGCAGAGAAUUACCACAAGAAGAGGUUAAGAAUGCAAGGAUUAAAGCAGUAGGCAACAAUUAAUGUGAAUGUUACUAAUUUAUAAUGCAUUAGGUAUUACAACAUUAUUUACAGAACAUCAUCUGAACUAAUACAUGCAAACAUAUGAUGCCAAAAUUAAAUGUAAUUACUGGUGUUCUGCAUCUUUUUCCUAAUACAUUCUAUUCCUAAUGCUUUUUCUUCCUUAACAAGCUACAGAUUUGCACUUACAGUAAUAAUUUUACAAACAUGUAUGAUACAUACCACUGCUAAUGCUUUUUAACACCUUACAAUCUACACACUUGCACUUAUUCCAGUAUUUAUAUACAUUGUUAUCUAUAUACAUAGGAAUCAGGUUAUUAUUUGAAAUUGACAGCAAUUAAUGUAAAUGUUACAUGCUUUUCUACAUUAUAACUACUGUAACAAAUGAAAUUUAUUUAUAAAAAUACCAAUAUCGAGACUCAGUGUAUUCUUUAAAAGUGCUCAAUCUGAAAAAAAUUCCACUUCAAUAUAUAUUAAUAUUAAUGAAUAUAUAUAAUACAUGUUACACUGUAUGUCUUAAAAUUAAACAUCACCAUUUUAAAUCAAUUAUUCACAUUUCAAGAAUUAUUUAAAUAAGCUGAACAUACCUGAGAUACAUUAAACACAGGACGAAUGUAGUAGACAUCAAUUCAUGUGAUGUUAGAGCCAUUAUCACAAAAUCAAUACCAAAUAAUAAAAAUAUACACAUAUAUUUAAACACAUAUAAAAUAGACACUACAUUCAUGAAAAAAAAUGUAUAAACGUUAAGAUAUGAUUUUAAAAAUAUUAUAUAUAUACAGGGCUCGAUUUUAGCGCCUGUCCGCCUGCCCGGGACAGGCAAAAUAAAAAAGGCAACUGUCCGGUGGACAGGUGCAACUUGUGACGACGAGGUUAUUCGCACGCACUAAUACAGCAGAGGUGAUUAAUAACAUUUAUGCGACCACGACCGCAAAUAAAACGUCUUUGACAAUAUCUAGAAAUAAACAAUAAUGGCUGCUCUUUUGUGACGGACGACUCUGGCUAUUGUAUACUGCGGGAAAAAAAGUAGGUUAUGUACAAACCGUGCUGAAAUAUUCUGAAUCAUAAUUCUUAAAAUCUUACAUUCACGUCAUGAUUCACGUAACAUAGUCGUAUUCGUAUGCUAGAGAUGCAAAACGUCUCACACCGAUGAUGUUUGUUUUUGUUGCCAUGUUUGCAGUGCAGCCAACAAUUACGUAAUUUACCGUUGUAUACUUUCAAAAUAUAAUUUUUUAAAUUUAUUGUCUUUAUAAAUCGCGACUCUACUAAUUCCUUGCUCUACUUUAACAUAGUUUGUUAACAGAAAAGCGUUUUCGCGUGGUUAACAUUUCACGGCGUACUCCAGAUGCAGCUGAUAGUGGCCAAUGUGACUACGACUGCUUGAAAAUUCGCCUGUCAACUGUUGCAUCAAAAAAUAAACAUUACUUGUUUACAGAGGACACGGUAAUAUUUUACAGUUUAUCUUGUCACUGCGAUUGUUUAAGUAUUUAAUUAACUGCGUUACACAUUGUGGAAAUUCAUUACUGGUGCUUCAAAACCACCAGAAAAGAAAAACGGACGAGGACAAGUCAGAAUAUAAUGUUAAAUAUGACAAAAUCGCUCGGUCCCGUACCUUUUUAACGUCUUGGUGUUCCGAGUUUCUUUGGCUUCGUUACGACACAGAAACAAAACAAAUGUUUUGCAAAGUCUGCGAAACGCAUUCAAAAUCAUCUGAAUCAGUUUUUGUUACGGGCUGCUCAAGUCUGUAAAGACUGAAGUCUAUAAAGACAGACUGGCGAAACUGUCUAAAUGAUGAUACACUGUCUGCCCUCAUGCGUGUUCAAAUACAGUCACCUUCUGAAAGUGAGUUUGAUCCAGCACCAGUACCAAUCUCUGGUAUCAUAAUGUUCAGAGAAAACGUCGACCCUUACAGCCUCCUUAUCGAAGAUGUUCAAGAGAGAAUCAGCAAAGUAAUUCGUGCAGUGACUCUGACUCAGACAGAGACUCGUCUGAAAAUGAUGAUUAAAUAAGGAUGUUAAGUGUGUGAUAAAAAUAGGUGCAAAAUAUAGCAAAAAUCCUUUUUUCUCACUUUUUCAGCGACUUUGAAUUUUUUUUAUUUGGGUAAAACAGCGGACAGGCAAAUUGGAUGGCGGACAGGCAAAUUUUCGAUUACACCUGUCCGUUGGACAGGUUAAAAUAUUCCUUAAAA
Bacillus rossius redtenbacheri is the source of this 33303-nucleotide messenger RNA. RefSeq names its product piggyBac transposable element-derived protein 3-like. The transcript is spliced from 2 exons. Bases 19283 to 20695 code for a protein of 470 amino acids. NCBI's taxonomy places the organism in Eukaryota, Metazoa, Arthropoda, Insecta, Phasmatodea, Bacillidae. The record is from RefSeq and is a predicted model, not a curated record.